This is a messenger RNA of Lucilia cuprina (Australian sheep blowfly), 2167 nucleotides long. Its product is annotated as G-protein coupled receptor moody. The record is from RefSeq and is a predicted model, not a curated record. NCBI's taxonomy places the organism in Eukaryota, Metazoa, Arthropoda, Insecta, Diptera, Calliphoridae. Gene Ontology annotation, cellular component: membrane. Gene Ontology annotation, molecular function: G protein-coupled receptor activity. Gene Ontology annotation, biological process: G protein-coupled receptor signaling pathway. Bases 577 to 1974 code for a protein of 465 amino acids. The transcript has 6 exons.
AUAUAAAAAAAAACAAGAAAAAAAAUCAAAUUUUCCAGAUCGCAACGUGUAGCAUUUCUCUCGCUUACAUAAUAAAAGUUUAAUUUAAAAUUUGUAUCAAUUUUUUACGAAAAUUAUUUUUUUAUCCACAUAUAUGGAUUGAUUAUUUUUUAUUAUUAUUUAUGAAACGACAAAAAAAUAUAUAAAUCAAACGCAUGAAUUGUAAAUAAUUCACAACGAAAGUGCAUAAUUUUUAUUAAACACACACAAAUUCCAAAAAAAAAACAAUAUUUAAAUCACAAAAGCAAUAUUUAUAAAUUUAUAAAAGUAAAAUGUAAAAUGAAAAUAUUUAAAUAAUUUCAAUGUUCAGUGGUUCUUAAUAAAAUUACACAAACUAAAGAAAAGCAUAAUUUUAUUCGUUAUCCAUAAAUGCGAAAACCAAAUACAUAAAUUAUAAGUUUAAAAGAAAAAUCUUUAUUUUAUUAUUAAUUAAUGUUAAAAAUACUCUAAAAUCCGAAAAAGUGUUGUAUAUAAUAAGUAUGUAUACAUGCCAGAGUAUCUAGAUAUUUUAAAUUCUUUGACAAAAUCCUCUUCAAAAUGCCGAACAGUAUUUCAACAAACAAAAUUCCAAAUGAACUUUUUCAAGGUUAUUCCGAUGAACUAUUAAAUUUUGCAGCUAUAGCAUGUAUCGUAUUUGUCGUCAUCGGUGUGCCGGGCAAUAUUUUAACUAUAGUUGCUCUAUCGCGAGGGAAACAGAACCGCAAUUCCACAGCUGUAUUUAUAAUAAACCUAUCAAUUUCCGAUUUAUUAUUUGGUUGCUUCAAUUUGCCUUUGGCAGCAUCUACAUUCUUGAGACGUUCAUGGAUACAUGGGGAUUUAUUGUGUCGUUUAUUUCCCUUAUUGCGCUAUGGACUAUUAGCGGUGUCACUUUUUACUGUAUCCUUGAUAACCAUUAAUCGUUAUGUUAUUAUCGCCCAUCCCAGACAUUAUACAAGGAUUUAUCAACAUCGUUAUUUGGCUUUAAUGGUGGUUGGUACAUGGUUAUUGUCUUUUUCAAUUAUGAUUCCAACAUGGCGUGGUAUUUGGGGAAAAUUUGGUUUGGACACUGAAAUUGGUUCAUGUUCUAUACUACACGAUCACAACGAUCGUUCACCCAAGGAAUUUCUAUUUGUGCUGGCAUUUAUGGUGCCUUGUUUAUGUAUUGUAUUUUGUUAUGCUCGUAUAUUUUAUUUGGUUCGCAAGGCAGCUUUCCGUUCCAGAGAACCGGCAUCAAAGCCCAUAGCAGUUAAAGGAGCCGAAGCGAAUCGAAGUGACACAGAUCAAGAGAAUGUUAAAUCGAAUAACAAAGUAGUAGAUGCUGGUGGUGGUGACGGUUAUUUGGAUCUAAAAGCCUUCACUGUUACCGACGAUAUACAAUUCAUAGAUGAUAACUAUUCUUUGGAUAAUUUGCCAAUAUCAUAUGAGAAAAUAAGUCCUAAGGCAGAAGAGAAAUCAAAUAUAUCUUCCAGUUUAACAAAUGACACAACGAAAUCUACUCAACCCCUAAGUAAUUCUAACAGUAAAAAUUCAACAGCUGCAAAUCAGAAUUCAUCUACACGCCAAAAUCCCAUCAAAACUUCCAUUAAAACAUCCUUUACACGUUUUAGUCCUCGUAAAAAUCAUUAUGUUUCAAUGGGCAAUACAUCGAAUGCUUCGGCAAUAUAUCCAGGACGUAUGAGUAUAAAAGAUCGUAGGCUCUUGAAAAUGAUACUAGUGAUAUUUGUAUCGUUUGUCAUUUGCUAUUUGCCCAUAACAUUGACUAAAAUUUGGAAAGGAGCCAAUGAUAAUCAUAUUUUCAAUAUUAGCGGUUAUCUACUGGUCUAUUUGACAACUUGCAUUAAUCCCAUAAUUUAUGUUCUUAUGUCGUCGGAAUAUCGUCAGGCCUACUGGAAUCUACUAAGAUGCCGAUGUAAAACCUCAAAUCAAAAAGAUUUUAAGCGUGUUCCAAAGAUAUAAUUUAUUUCUUCAUACUUCAUAAGCCGAAAAUGUAGUAUGAAAAACCUGCUAAAAGUUUAGGGCCGUUUUAUCAAUGGCUGACAUAAACUUACGUGUAAACAUUAUGUAUUUGUACAAUAUUUGAUCACCUAAUAAAAGUAUUAUUGUUUUUAAUGAACUUAGAACUAGUAAUGAAUAAAAUUGUGUAUUUAUA